Eruca vesicaria subsp. sativa (arugula) is the source of this 1763-nucleotide messenger RNA. NCBI's taxonomy places the organism in Eukaryota, Viridiplantae, Streptophyta, Magnoliopsida, Brassicales, Brassicaceae. The record is from the annotation of a GenBank genome assembly.
CCAAAAUUACAUUAUUCACCCGCAUCUUUAUAACCGCCACGGAAAACGUCAAAAAAACUGACUCGUUCAGAUUCACUCUCUUCAUCUUCCUCUUCGAGAAACUGUUAGAUCUUUCCUUAAACCGAUCACUCACUUACUCAUUUCUAUCUCCACCUCGAAGCCUCCGUCGUUGCUUACCUUCCUCUCUUAAAAAUGAUCUCUUAUACUUCUUCUCUGUUUCACUUCCACUACCUCCUACUGCAUCUCUCUCUUGUCAUCACCUUCACUGCUGGACAGUUCAAUGGACAGGCGUCAGAGACGGAUCUAUGGUGUGUGGCGAAGAACAACGCAGAAGAUUCGGCUCUUCAAGCAGCCAUUGACUGGGCUUGUGGUCCAGGAGGCACCGACUGCUCCGGGAUCCAGCAAGGCGGACCUUGCUAUGAUCCGUCUGAUAUCUUGAAGAUGGCGUCGUAUGUUUUCAAUAACUAUUAUCUGAAGAAUGGUCCCGAAGAUGAAGCUUGUAACUUUAGUAACAAUGCGGCUGUUACUUCCCUUAACCCCAGUCAAGGAACAUGUAAAUUCCCUUCAAGUAAGCAAGUGAGCAAUGGCAAUAUAGUGGCUGCAACCACAUCAACGCAGGGAACAAGUGCACAAGAAUCCUCAGAUAUUAGCGGAGCAAGACGGAUCUUUAGCAGUAUCUUGUCGUUACCCUUCAUCAUUCUAGGCUUUAUUAUGAUCAUCAAUCAUCAUAUUUAGCAACCGCAUGGUUAUUGAAAGCUAACCCUUUUUUGUAUCAAGAUGUAUCGCAUUUAAAUAUUGUUUCAUUACACAAAAAUAUCCACACACAAAGAAAAAACAGAGUUUCAAAGUAUAGUAUAUAAAACUAAAGAUUAUCGACGUAUUGUAUGAUUUAUAUGCAGUAUAUGUGUAUUUCUAUCUCGAUUCAUUGUUGUCGGAGACACGAUCUUGGUCAACACAAGAAUGGUUGAUCCUGUUCGAAGAUCUUUCCCUUGUCAAGAUUUUUCUAAAAGAAUCUAACCUCGAAACCGACGACACAACUGUUUUGUCAUCCGACGAAGAAGAUGCAGCAGCUUCUGCUGUCAAGUUUAUCCUGACGUCGUCGAACAACGGCGGUGCAGUGGGUGGUGAGGAGGCACCGUCACCACCCACUGGUCCCUCUCUUGGCUCAGGCUCAAGUCUCGGCCUCGGCUGAACUUCAGUCCUACAAACAGGACACGUGGAGCAAGUGGUGAGCCACUUGUCAACACAGUCAACAUGGAAGACGUGUUUGCAGCUCGGCAACUCUCUAGCCGUGUCUAGCUCCUCCAACACGCUUAGACACACGGCACAUUCAGUAGCUGCCGUCUCUUCACCGACGGCUCCAACGGUGAAAGUAGGGAGAGAAGCGAUGAGUGUUGGGUUUAGGCCACGUUUUGGGGUCUGAAAAGGGUGGCGUACAACGACGGGGAGGCCACGGAAAGUGUCUCUACGGCGGCGGAGAACGAAUCUUGCGUAGAGAUGGAGGAUGAAGACGAAGAGGAUAACUGCUGAUAAAGAGACGACCGCUGCGAGCAUGAUCUUGCUGUUGCGGUCAUAAGUAGAAGGAUUAGGCCAGAAGGAGUGGUGUUCAUGAUGGUUGAACCAGUAAUGAUCUCUAUCGUCGGAGCUCAUUGUGGAAUGUGGAAGGAAAGUGAACAGAAAUGACUACUAACUUCUAAUGUAUUAGAUAUAUAAGUAAUAUAGGAUUUUGAAAAUGUUAUUGUUUUGAUAUUUUUUUUUCAAAG